Molecule: messenger RNA, 3141 nt
Organism: Python bivittatus (Burmese python)
Lineage: Eukaryota; Metazoa; Chordata; Lepidosauria; Squamata; Pythonidae
Gene: SLC15A4
Product: solute carrier family 15 member 4
Biological process (GO): oligopeptide transport; transmembrane transport
Cellular component (GO): membrane
Molecular function (GO): transmembrane transporter activity
Source: RefSeq, a predicted model, not a curated record
GUGGAAGCCAGCUCCCUUCGGCUCCCAAGAGGCCAUCUGAGCACUCCAGGACAGUGAAAGUUGCUUUGAGUGGGGGGGAAAGGUUGGAGGGUGCCAAAACUGGGUGGGGGUAGAGGAGCCCCAGAGCUUCCUGGAUCCUGAAGAGGGGGGGCAUUGGAGGGGGUGCCCAGGUGGGGGCCACGCCCUCAUCCUGAGCUGGGGGAGAUUGCUUUACCCACCGAGUCACCCUAGAGGAGAGGCUGAACCUGGAGUAAGGUGUUGGCCGCCCAGCUAUGGAAGAGGCUGAAUCCAGUGAGCGGAGCCUGCUCUUGGGGGGCAGCGCUCGGUCCCCCGCCACCUCGCCCACAGCCAACCUGUUCCAUGGGCGGCGCUUGGCGUGUGCUGCGGUGCUCCUGGCCGAGCUCCUGGAGCGGGUGGCCUUCUACGGCAUCACCUCGAACCUGGUGCUCUUCCUCAACGGCAUCCCCUACAACUGGGAGGGGGCCCAAGCCAGCCAAGCCCUGCUCCUCUUCAUGGGCAUCACUUACCUGGUCUCCCCCUUCGGGGGCUGGCUGGCCGACGCCCUGCUGGGCAAGUUCCCCACCAUCUUGGUCAGCAUGGCGGUCUACCUGCUGGGCAUGCUGGCCUUCCCCGCCAUGGCCGUCUCGUCCACCCGGCGGUGGCUCUGCGGGGAGCUCCAUCCGUGGCCCAUUGAGAACUGCUCAUCGCCUCUGGAGAGUAACGCCACGUCUGCCCCGUGCCCGUCCCAAGGACCCACGCGGUACUGUCUCGUGGCCUCCUUUGUCGGCUUGGUGCUGGUUGGGCUGAGCGUGGGCUCCGUCAAGGCCAACAUCACCCCCUUCGGAGCUGAUCAGGUGAAGGACCAAGGUCCAGAAGCCACCCGGCGUUUCUUUAACUGGUUUUACUGGAGCAUUAAUUUGGGAGCCAUCCUCUCCCUCGGAGGCAUCGCCUACAUCCAACAGAACGUCGAUUUCGCCAUCGGCUACAUCAUCCCGACGGUUUGCAUCGGCGUCUCCUUCGUGGUCUUCCUGUGUAGCCAGAGUGUGUUCAUCACCAAGCCGCCUGAUGGCAGCGCCUUCACCGACAUGUUCAGGAUCCUGGCUUAUUCUUGCUGCAGCCGAAAACAGCCGGCGCAGCUUUCCAGCUACAGGGGCACUCAAGGGGUACUUCCCCAGCAUCAGCCUUCCAAAGACAGCCUUUUCGAGGCGGCCAAAGCCUCUCACGGGGGUCCUUUCCGAGAAGACAAAGUGGAAGACGUGAAAGCCUUAGUCAAAAUCAUCCCGGUCUUCUUGGCUCUCAUUCCGUACUGGACCGUCUAUUUUCAGAUGCAGACCACGUACGUCCUCCAAAGCCUCCAUCUGAGAAUUCCACAGUUUUCCAACAGCGUGUCGAACAGCACCAUGAAAGCCCACACGUUCCCUGCAGCUUGGCUGACCAUGUUUGAUGCUGUGCUGAUCCUCAUCCUCAUCCCACUGAAAGACAAAGUGGUAGACCCCAUCUUGAAAAGGAAGGGCCUCCUUCCCUCAUCGCUGAAGAGAAUCGCAUUUGGGAUGUUCUUCGUCAUGUGCUCUGCGUUUGCUGCAGGAAUAUUGGAAAGUGAUCGGCUGAAGAGGGUAAAGACCAAAAUCAUUGAUCAGAAGAUUGGGACAGCAACGUACCAUGCAGCCGACAUGUCCGUCUGGUGGCAGGUCCCUCAGUAUAUUCUGAUCGGAAUCAGUGAAAUCUUAGCAAGCAUCGCAGGUUUGGAAUUUGCCUACUCUGCUGCUCCCAAAUCGAUGCAGAGUGCAAUUAUGGGUCUCUUCUUCUUUUUUUCUGGAAUUGGGUCUUUCGUGGGCUCCGGACUCCUGGAAUUGGUGUCUCUCAAAUCAAUCGGUUGGAUGAGUAACCACACAGAUUUAGGUAACAUCAACGGUUGCCAUUUAAACUAUUACUUUUUCCUGCUGGCUGUGAUCCAAGGCAUCACCCUUUUGCUUUUCCUAAUUGUGUCUGUCAAAUACGACCGUCAGAGGUCCAGGACUAACACAGCUGCUCUCAGCGGACGGACUUGAUGUGAGCCGGAACAGAAGACGCCGUCCCUUGGGGUCGGGAGAUGUUUCCGAUCGAGCUGGGAACGCUGUUUCGGAGGGGCAUUUUCUUUUGACUUGCAUGAUGACAUGGACUUCUGGUCUGGUCUUCUCCCUGCUCUUAUUUCCCUGCUAAAGCAAAGAGUGCCUUAGGCUAGUGAGCUAAUUUCUCGGGCUGCAUCCAAAGGCACAGCAUGGAUUUUUUUCCUCUCCAGGCGUUCUGCGUUCCAGUUUUAAGGUGCCCACCUUUAUCUGACGCUUUUUCCUCCAAUCUGAAAAUAGCCUUUGAAAACCAAAGUAACAAACUCUCAACCCAGAAGCAUUUCUACAUCUCUUCUUUCAGUGUGGCAGACGGGCAGAACGGCUGUUCCGUGCAUCGGAUGCAUGGAGGCAUGGUGUGCUCUUUGCGCAAUGACGUCACUGGGCACAUUUCGACAUUUGUGCCCCUCCGGCCUCUCGCCUUGAACACGACUGAGUCUUUCACCCAAAACGUGGAAGGAAAGGAAUGAGAAUGCGCAUUGGGGUUCCUUGUCUCUUUUUCUGAAAAAAGAACUUUUUUUUUUAGUGGCUAAAUAGGAGGGUUGGAAAAUAUCCUGUAUCAAGUGGUGUGUAGGGGUAGGGUAGGGGUGUCAGGGAAGUCUCUUAGAUUUGGGAAUGAUUUGGGUGGGUGGGUAGGUGGGGAAAAUAUUCAUUUCUCCACUGGAUGAAUGUCUAGGUUAGAUAUUCUUAGGCAAUGACGGAACUACAACUUGUGUUUGUUAAUUGCUAUGGAGCAACGUUUCCCCUUCCUCGCAUAUGCACACACGCUCCUGAUGGGUAGAACUCCCAAACUCCACCAACAUUCUAACUUUAUGGCUGGGGAUCAUAGGUCUUUUAGUCCAACACAUGGAGAGGCCUAGUUGGACAAGGCUGCUAUAAAGGAUAUUUUUUAAAGCAGCUAUAGGUUUUGGGAUCGGAGGAAGUUUGAUUUGGUUUGGUGAUAUGUUAGCAAUCAUUUUGGAGUGUGAAACUGAUUUGGCAUCAGAAUUUUACCUGCCUGCCUCCAUCUAUCUUUCUUCCUUUCUUCCUCUGUCUCCCU